AUGCCGAUUGGUGAGGACGAAGGAGGAAGAGCAGACUGUGCGGGGAGCAUGGAUACGCCCGGUCCUUCGCGUUGCAGCUGUGUAGGUGCGCUGUACGGCUGGCGUCUCCUCUGCGUGUCUUUGCCCUCGCGUGAUGAGGGCGUCGUGCUUCGUCUGCGCUGUGCAGUCUGCUGCGGUGCGUGUGCGCGGCACUUUUGUUGUUGUGCUCCUUGCUCCUCAUACGUGUCUAUGCACUUUGGGGUGUGGAGGGCAAAUGAGGUGUGCGGGGGACGAUGGUGUGGCUGCGCGGUGUCGGUGUUUCCACCUCGCAGUGCCGGCACCGCCUGCAUGGGUGGCAUGCCGUGGCUGACCGUGCAGAGUACAUCAUUGCGUCUCCGCCGCUUACUGCAGAAGAAGCAGGCGGUGGGCGAUCAUCUUGCGAGAGGCGUUGGGGGUUGA
This is a messenger RNA of Trypanosoma rangeli, 438 nucleotides long. RefSeq lists its product as uncharacterized. The coding region runs from base 1 to 438 and encodes 145 amino acids. The transcript has a single exon. Lineage: Eukaryota; Euglenozoa; Kinetoplastea; Trypanosomatida; Trypanosomatidae. The record is from RefSeq and is a predicted model, not a curated record.